Molecule: messenger RNA, 4679 nt
Organism: Thunnus maccoyii (southern bluefin tuna)
Lineage: Eukaryota; Metazoa; Chordata; Actinopteri; Scombriformes; Scombridae
Gene: rhpn1
Product: rhophilin, Rho GTPase binding protein 1
Exons: 16
Coding region: 226-2283 (685 amino acids)
Biological process (GO): signal transduction; negative regulation of stress fiber assembly
Molecular function (GO): protein binding
Source: RefSeq, a predicted model, not a curated record
UGAAUAAGCUGUUGCAGCUGCAACACAAGUCAGAAAAAAGCGAGCGGAGAAGGUAAUGUCACAACGUAGUGAGUUGAAGAGGUGCUGUUUUAAAAGUUUUUUAAAACAUUUUAAUCUACUGUUUGCUGUGCUUUGGAGCUUCGCGUUUUGUUGGAAUCAUUUAAAGUUGGAGAAAAAGUUGGAGAAAUGUAGGGACCAUUUGGCCGCCGGUGUUGUUGCUUCACGAUGGAGGAACCUGCGACAAGAGAGUUUGAGAUGUCCCUGUCAGACGGUAACUCGGACGAUGAUAUGCCCCUAACGUUACCCACAGAGGGGGGCAGCGGCCACAGUGGGAGCAUCCGAAAGGGAUGCGACCCUUUCGCCCAGACUCAACGCAGUAAACUGCAGCACCGGCGAGCUCGCAUCAACCAGCAAAUCAACAAGGAGAUGCGCAUGAGAGCCGGAGCAGAGAACCUGUUCAGGGCGACGACCAACAACAAAGUGAAGGAGACGGUGGCUCUGGAGCUCAGCUUCGUCAACUCCAACCUGCAGCUGCUCAAAGAAGAGCUGGAGGAGCUCAACAGCAACAUGGAGGUCUACCAGACUGACAGCGAGGCUGUCAACGUUCCCAUGAUCCCACUGGGCUUAAAAGAAACCAAAGAAGUAGACUUCACUGUUUCUAUCCAGGACUUCAUCUGUGAGCACUACGGAGAGGACAGCUCUCUCUACGACAAGGAGAUCAAAGAGCUUAUGGAGCUCAGACAGGCCAUGCGGACACCCAGUCGUAAUCAGGCCGGUUUGGAGCUACUGAUGGAGUACUACAACCAGCUCUACUACCUGGACCAGCGCUUCUUCCCUCCACACAGGAACCUGGGCGUGCACUUCCACUGGUACGACUCUCUGACAGGCGUCCCGUCGUGUCAGCGUGCGUUAGCCUUUGAGAAGGGAAGCGUGCUGUUCAACAUCGGCGCUCUGUACACACAGAUCGGAGCACGGCAGGAUCGCUCUGCAACAGCUGGCAUAGACCGAGCGAUAGAUGCCUUUCAGAGAGCUGCAGGUGCAUUUAAUUACCUUAAAGAUAAUUUCUCCAACGCUCCGAGUCUGGACAUGAGCGGGCCGUCGCUCUGCAUGCUGGUUCGGCUGAUGGUGGCCCAGGUGCAGGAGUGUGUGUUCGAGCGCGUCACGCUCACCACGCAGGACACACACUUCACUUCCCAACUCCGCCUGGCACAAGAGGCUGCGCGGGUGUCAGACGUCUACCUGCUAGUGCAGCAGACCAUGACGCAGCCGCUGAUGAAGGACUACGUGCCAUUUUCAUGGGCGUCCAUGGUUCAGGUCAAAUCUGAACACUUCCGUGCUCUCUCUCACUACUACGCUGCUGUCGCGCUCUGUGACCACAUGUCGUCUGAGGAGGGGGACGACUGUGACGAGGAAGCAGAGAAGGCCUUCCUCCAGUUCUAUGUCAACACUCCUGCAGGACCUCCACUCAGCCAAGUCCUACGAGACCCAGAAAACAGAAGAAAGUUUGGUAAAGCUCACCUGCGUCGUGCAGUAAUCAGACACGAGGAGGCCAUGCGCGUCCACAGUCUGUGUAAGAUCCUGAGGAAGAUGGACAUCCUGCAGGACGUGCUGUCUCUCACACAUAAACGCUCUUUGGACAAGUACUCCGAGCUGGACCGAGAGGACGACUUUGAUGAAACGGCAGAGGCUCCAGAGAUACAGUCUCACACCCAUCAGAAACCAGACAUCACUCCAACCAACUUCUCUACAGUCCAAGUUACUGAUAUCUUCCAAAGACUGGGGCCCCUGUCGGUGUUUUGUGCGCGGGCUCGCUGGGGUCCGAUGCGUCUGAUCUGCCUGCAGAGGGGAGACAGUGGACUAGGCCUCACGCUCAGAGGAGACUCUCCAGUCCUGGUGGCUGGAGUCGUACCUGGAGGCUGUGCAGCGGAGGCAGGACUGAGGGAGGGAGACUACAUAGUGGCGGUGGACGGACAGGACUGUAAGUGGGCCAAACAUGGCGAGGUGGUCCACAUGCUCAAGAACUGCAGCGACAAAGGGGUGGAGCUCAGUGUGGUCACAUUACACUCACAUGAUGCUCAGGUGGAGAGGAGGGCCAUCAUGCUGUCUCACAGCAGCGAUAAAGAGAACGCCCGACAGCGCCUGAUGGGCGGGGCUAAAGGACAGAGCUCCGCGUCCUUGCUGAACUGGAACAGGAAGAAGAAGAGCAGCGGAGUCACCAAGAGACUAGGAAGCACUUUCAGUUUGUCGUUUGGAAGCAUCCGAGACGCCGAGGCCAUGUACUGAGACACGACCGUGGAGGAACCACUCAGGGAAUCACAGCAGCGGAACAAACGUUAACGAUUAGCGCCACGUUCAGACCGACAAAAGUGCUGCGCCAAGAAAAUGCAGACUAUUCAUUUCAGGAUCACUGCUGCAGAAAACAUGAGGUAGUCCUGUGAUGUUGACCCCGGCUCAACUUGAGCUGCACAUUAGUCCAACGUCAUUUGCAAGUAUACAAACCAGCUAGGGCAGUGGUUCCCAACUGGUCUAGCCUCAGGGUCCACACACUAACCAACCUAACACCCACAUUCAGUAUAUUUCCAUCCAUCCACUCCACCUGUCAGAGGAUUCAAAACCACAACCUCCUCGUUGUGAGGAGACUGACCACUGAGCUACACUUUAAUUAUAAUUCACCAAAUGCAAACUGAGACAACUGAAGGACAACUGAGGCUUAAAGAUCAAUCAAAUAAGAAGCAUUGCAGAAGGAAAGUGCAGUUAGGACUUAAAACCAACAUUUAAAAAACAGGUUAUAGACUCUUUUUACAGCAGAACAUGUAAACAGGCUCAAUACAAAGAACAGAAGAAAAGUUCAUUUCAAGCCAGAACUUCACUUCUUUUUUGUGUUCAGUGUCAGCAAAACCAAGCUGAAUAUAUUCAGUCAGUCACUUUUGUUGAUCCAGUGGUAGAAUAAACUUCUUCUUUCUCUGGAAUGUGCAAGGCGAGGGUCACAUGACCCACAGAGACAUCUGAUUACUUGUACAAUAGAGUUGGGUGCCACCACCACUAACAAGGAAGCAGGAAACGGUACUUCAAAAUAGAACCGCUGUUCUGGAAAUUUGCUAGAUUUCAAAGUUAAGUUUUCUUUUUUGGGGGGAGGGGGGCAACUCAGAAUGAGCCUGAGGCCCACUGCUGGACCGUAACCCAUGGGUUGGGAACCACUUAGCUAGGCUACCUUUUAACAUGUAGCAUUGUGCUAAUUUUUUAGCUAACUGGGUGCUUUCCAUUUGGCUAACGAGGCUCCUCGCUCACAUCAUUCAUGUCUUACUUCCUCCCAGUGAGGAUGCGACAGGACGUCCUCGCUCACUCCAGCGUCAUGUUAAGGGGACAACUACUCGUGCUGCACAGCGACUCAACUGUCACAUAUGAAGAAUUCAGCUAUCAAUAUAUAGAAAUGAUUAAGUAGCAGUUUAUAAAGAAAACUGAACUGAGCUGCUCCAGUUUGUUAUUAUUUGAUUAUAGAUCUUUAGCAGCGUCUUGCCGUCACAGAAUAAGACACAAACCUGUGGUGCCUCGCAGGAGCCUCCUCUCUCCUCGUCUCCUCUAAGGGAUUGGAACAUCCUUCGUGAUGGUGGAGGGAAAACGAUUUCCUGGUCACAGCUGGAGGACGGGAGGAAGCAUAAAUUAGAGGAAUGGAAAGCACCCACAAGCGUCAAAACGUUGUAGCGAAUCAUUGCUGCAGUGAAAACUUUUCAGAGUCAAGCGAUCCUGCUUCUGAUUAUCAUCUGCUGUGCGCCACCUCACUGAUAAGUCUUCAAACUAAAAAGCAUAGUUUGUAUUUCACCUGUAAUCGGCGACACAUGCAGCCCUCUUUUAAUUUCAGGACGCAGUUCUAUUGUCGGUCUGUUACUGGACUUCUCUGAGACAGGAAAAGGCAAAUACUGACCGGUUUUGAAUAUUAAUAACAAUGACAAAGAUAUGCUUGAACUUUUUUUUUUUCAUCAAACAAUGCAACAAUAUAACUUUACAUUAAAUAAUGUAUUGACAUUAAUGUAACUGAUGUACAAAGAAUGAAGAGGAUGAAGCAGAAUUAACCAUAUUUUCUUGUGUCUUAUAUCAUUCUUAAGUGGUCUGAAUACUUUUAACAGUCACUAUUUAACUAUUGAAAUACUCACUACGCACUAAUAAUCACACCUGACAGACUGUCUUUAGCCUUCUGAUGGAUACGUAUCAGUUCAUCCACUGAUACUUUGUACUUAACUAAUAAGUAUAAUGUUGAACUUCAUCUUCAGAUCAAUGUUCUGGGAGAAAAUUUUUGUUUUUUGUCGUUUCUAGAUGAGUAAAAAGCACUUAAGAUCUCAUGUUUUUGUAGUUUGGGUAUUUUUAAUGCACUGUGAAUAUUCAAAAAAAGGACAAAUCUCUUCUUAAUAAUGUAGUUUUUACUUAAUGUUGCAAUAAUGAACACUCACUCACACCGAGAGGUUGUGUCUCUGAAAUGAAAAUGUGAUAUUGAGAGAUCCUGCAGGAAAUGCAGGACGUGUCCACAGUGUUGCAUUUUUCUGCAGUCUUUUAUAUUUUUUUCUUGUCUUAUCAUGUUCUUGAUGGUUUCCUUGAACCAGAAAGAAAAGGUUGUUAAGUCCAGCCACUGUACUGUAUGUUACAGUCAGCCAAUAUUAGCAACUAGAGCUGGAGGAUGUUAGUGG